Myripristis murdjan (pinecone soldierfish) is the source of this 395-nucleotide messenger RNA. It is a transcript of the gene riiad1, whose product is annotated as regulatory subunit of type II PKA R-subunit domain containing 1. The coding region runs from base 71 to 337 and encodes 88 amino acids. Lineage: Eukaryota; Metazoa; Chordata; Actinopteri; Holocentriformes; Holocentridae. The record is from RefSeq and is a predicted model, not a curated record. The transcript has 4 exons.
CCGUGCUUAUUACCAAUCGCUAGACACUGUACAGCGAAAAGUAGCGUUUUACUUUCUACUUUUUUGAGAAAUGAUGGCCGGAAAAGGUGAGCCGGACAAACUGGACGUCGGUGCGUUGAGCGCCGAGCAGCAGGAGAAACUACGGCAGUUCAAGAUAAAAACCAGAAUUGACAAUGAGAAGUAUCUGAGGUCCCAUCCGGAGGUGGAGAUCCUGAUAAACGACUUUCUAAGAGAUGUGUUUCUUAAAAGGCCUGCUGACAUUCGAGAGUUUGCUGCAUGUCACUUCACCAACCCAAACCUUGAUGUUGUUAUUGGCUCCAAAAUGCGAAGAAAUUGACAUGGAACGAAACAGAGAAUGAAAGAGAUGUGAUGCCACAAGCUUUUCUGAUGUGUGU